UGCCGGAGGGCCGGACACACGGAGGAGCGGUGCGCUCCCGGUGCGAUGCGCGGCGGCCGCUCUGGGCGGCGCCCGAGCGCUCCGGUCCCGCCGCGGCGGGCGGGGUCGAGUCCUACCGCGGUGAUGACGCUCCGCGCGGUGACUGGCGGAGUGGGACACGGGCCGGGGCGCGCCGCGAUGUCCCUACCGGUAGCGGCGGCCCCGGCGGGGCCCGCACUGCCGGCCCAAGCCGCGCUGGUGAUGGCGCAGCCCCCGCCCUGUUCCACCUUGGCGGCCACCAGGAAAGCCGUAGGUGCGGGCAUCGAGAUCCAGCGGUGGGAGCUGUUCGCCUUCCCGAGGGACCUCGUCACGCCGAACUUGCUGCCUCAGCUCCACCUUCACUGGCUGCUCGAUGACGGGAUCUGGGCUGCGCACAGGGAGGGCAGCUGAGGGGAGAGCAGCGGCUACUUCAUGCAGCUGGAGGUUGUCAUCCUGGGGUUAAGCCAGGUUUUCAGUAGUGGGUUCUCUCUGGAGAGAUGCAUCACCACCUUGGCCCAGCACUAUGAAGAGUGUGUUUCUAAGAGCCAUCCUGAUGCUGUGAUGGGCCCUGCUCCCCAUCCUGAUCACUGUGCUGCUCAGGCAGCUCCCCAAAGCUUGCCUCUUGCCCCUCUGGUGUGCCAGGGUGACACAUCCCAGAGCUCCAGCCAGGCUUCCCCUGCUGUGGCAGCAGCUCAGCAGCAGCUCUUGUCAGCCUCUCUUGCAGCUGUCAGGAGUCCUGUGACUGUUCUCCAGAGUCUACCAGCAGUUCCCUAGCUCCUUGAGGCUCUUCAGUGUCAGCCUGAAACGUCCCAGUUUCUCCUCCAGGGUGAACCCACAACCCCUCAGUCCUUGUUAUAUCCUUCGUCUCCUACAGUAAAACUGGGGGCCACAGAAACCCCAGAGGAUGACAGCGGGGAGGAGAUUAACCAACAGUCUUUGAGUGACAAUUGCACAGAGCCUGCUGCCAGUCUGUGCCUGAGUGAGCUGGCUGUGGUUCAGAAGUCCACCCAGCUCAUUGGCACCAGGAAGGACGCACUCAGUGUACAGAUCCUGGAGGAUGCCCACAGGGUGGACCUGAAAGGCCUGAACAGCUGCACUUGCCACUUCAGCCAGGCCUUCCAGCUGCCCUGCUGGCACAUCUUGGCUGUGCUGGAUUCAAACAGGAGGCCCUUGCAGCCAGAGAUGCUCAGCAGACUGUGGGAGAGGGGAUGCCCUCAGGCCGGGCAAGACAGUGCUGAUGGCCUCUUGGAGGUCCUGAAGAGCUUCUGGAACAAAUCUUUGUAUAAAUCCCAGGUGAUGUCCUUCCUUAUGGCAGAGAUCAGAGGUGAAGCUCUAGCACUGAGCAGGAGCUGAGCUGGGUGCUCUUGCCGUGUCCUGGCUUUCACCUUCAUUCCCCUCAGGCUGCCACUUCCUUGGCAUGGAAGGGGCAGUUUGGGUCCUUGAUCUGCUGAGUGGGCAUCACCUCUUUCACAGGGCAGCAGAGGAACUGGAUUGGGAGCUCCUGAUCCUGUGGGAAGGGUUACAGCUGCUGACCUGGCUAACAGCUGUGGCUGGGAGCCAGCUGUGGGUGGUGUGGCGCGGGAGGUACUGGUAUAAUAGAAUCACAGAAUAUGCUGAGUUGGAAGGGACCCAUCAGGAUCAUUGAGUCCAACUCCUGGCCCUGCA
Messenger RNA from Neopelma chrysocephalum (saffron-crested tyrant-manakin), 1683 nucleotides. RefSeq names its product zinc finger SWIM domain-containing protein 1-like. Gene Ontology annotation, molecular function: zinc ion binding. Lineage: Eukaryota; Metazoa; Chordata; Aves; Passeriformes; Pipridae. The record is from RefSeq and is a predicted model, not a curated record.